UUCGUUCAGUUCGCCCCCUGCUCACGCCACAGCGAGCGCCACAACGAGCCACAACGACUUAUCUUGAUAGUAAAGGAACAAUACUCCCUCUGCGCCCAGGCCGUCGCGGAGCACCUCAGGUCACGUGCCCGAAACGGGAACUAUCAUCGAGUCAGUCCUCCAACCUCCCAGAGAGGACUCGGAAGUGCCCCAGAGCCGGCGGCUGAGGGUGAGUAGAGGUAGAGGGGCCAAGGCCAAAGGGAAUGGAUGGAGCAAGGUCCCUGAUGUGAUGGGAGCAGGAUUCAGAUGAAAGUGUCACAUUUGAAGACGAGGGGCACUGAGGAUGAGGAAUCAACUGAAAAGUAUGAAAAUAUUGGAAAUGCAGAAUCUGUGUGGCCAAAAGUGGAAGGUCUUCACAAGGAUCAUAUGCAGGAAUCUAAGGUUGGUGAAACUUGUGAUUGGGAUAGCAAGGUAGAGAAUCAGAUGGAAAAGCCUGAGGGAAAAAGAAUGAAGGAAGACAAAAGUGGCAUCAGGGAAAAGAUUGGCAAAACCAAGAAUACAGCAAAUAUAAAGACAGAACAGGAAGAUGUGGCAUCUGAGAAAAGCUUACAUCUGAGCUCAAAACAUGUUACACACCAGCCUGUCUGUAUAGAACAGAAAAGCAGUGAACAAGGCAAAUGUGUGGAGAGCAUUAAUGGAAACUCUCAUCCCAGUCUACAGCAGAAAACCAGUGCUAUUAAGAAAUCACAUAAAUGUGAUGACUGUGGGAAAUCCUUCAAAUAUAAUUCCCGACUUGUUCAACAUAAAAUUAUGCACACUGGUGAAAAACGCUAUGAGUGUGAUGACUGUGGAGGGACUUUCCGGAGCAGCUCGAGCCUUCGAGUCCACAAGCGGAUCCAUACUGGGGAGAAGCCGUACAAGUGUGAGGAAUGUGGGAAAGCCUACAUGUCCUACUCCAGCCUUAUAAACCACAAAAGCACCCAUUCUGGGGAAAAGAACUGUAAGUGCGAUGAGUGUGGAAAAUCCUUCAAUUAUAGCUCUGUUUUGGACCAGCAUAAAAGGAUCCACACUGGGGAGAAGCCCUAUGAAUGUGGUGAGUGUGGGAAGGCCUUCAGGAACAGUUCUGGUCUCAGAGUCCACAAAAGGAUCCACACAGGUGAGAAGCCCUAUGAAUGUGACAUCUGUGGGAAAACCUUCAGUAAUAGCUCUGGCCUUAGAGUCCACAAAAGGAUUCACACAGGGGAGAAGCCCUAUGAAUGUGAUGAGUGUGGGAAGGCCUUCAUUACUUGCAGAACACUUCUAAAUCAUAAAAGCAUCCACUUUGGAGAUAAACCUUAUAAAUGUGAUGAGUGUGAGAAAUCGUUUAAUUAUAGCUCUCUCCUCAUUCAGCAUAAAGUCAUCCACACUGGAGAGAAACCUUAUGAAUGUGAUGAAUGUGGGAAGGCCUUCAGGAACAGCUCAGGCCUUAUAGUGCAUAAAAGGAUCCACACAGGAGAGAAACCUUACAAAUGUGAUGUCUGUGGCAAAGCAUUCAGCUAUAGCUCAGGCCUUGCAGUCCAUAAAAGCAUUCACCCUGGGAAGAAAGCCCAUGAAUGUAAGGAGUGUGGAAAAUCAUUCAGUUAUAACUCACUUCUUCUUCAGCAUAAAACGAUUCACACUGGAGAGAGACCUUAUGUAUGUGAUGUGUGUGGAAAAACUUUCAGAAACAAUUCAGGACUCAAAGUCCACAGGCGGCUUCACACUGGGGAAAAACCAUAUAAGUGUGAUGUGUGUGGAAAAGCCUAUAUCUCACGCUCUAGCCUUAAAAACCACAAAGGAAUCCAUCUUGGGGAGAAGCCCUAUAAAUGUAGUUAUUGUGAGAAAUCCUUCAAUUACAGCUCUGCCCUUGAACAGCAUAAAAGGAUUCAUACAAGGGAGAAACCCUUUGGGUGUGAUGAGUGUGGAAAAGCCUUCAGAAAUAAUUCAGGCCUUAAAGUACAUAAACGAAUCCACACUGGGGAGAGACCUUACAAAUGUGAAGAAUGUGGGAAAGCCUACAUCUCACUCUCAAGCCUUAUAAAUCAUAAAAGUGUACACCCUGGGGAAAAGCCCUAUAAGUGUGAUGAGUGUGAAAAAGCCUUCAUCACAUACCGAACCCUUAUAAAUCACAAAAAAAUUCAUCUUGGGGAGAAGCCCUACAAAUGCGAUGUGUGUGAGAAAUCUUUUAAUUACACCUCACUCCUUUCUCAACACAGAAGGGUCCACACUAGAGAGAAACCUUAUGAAUGUGACAGGUGUGAGAAGGUCUUCAGAAACAACUCAAGCCUUAAAGUGCAUAAAAGAAUCCAUACUGGUGAGAAGCCCUAUGAAUGUGACGUGUGUGGAAAAGCGUACAUCUCACACUCAAGCCUUAUUAACCAUAAAAGUACCCACCCUGGCAAGACACCCUACACAUGUGAUGAAUGUGGAAAAGCUUUUUUCUCAAGCAGAACUCUUAUAAGCCAUAAAAGAGUCCAUCUUGGGGAGAAACCCUUCAAAUGUGUUGAGUGUGGGAAAUCUUUUAGUUACAGCUCUCUCCUUUCUCAACACAAGAGGAUCCAUACAGGGGAAAAACCCUAUGUGUGCGAUAGGUGUGGGAAGGCAUUCAGGAACAGCUCAGGCCUCACAGUGCAUAGAAGGAUCCACACAGGUGAGAAACCCUAUAGAUGCGAUGAGUGUGGGAAGGCAUACAUUUCACACUCAAGUCUUAUCAACCAUAAAGGUGUCCACAGUGGGCAGCAGCCGUAUAAUUGUGAGUGUGGGAAAUCCUUCAAUUACAGAUCAGUCCUUGACCAACACAAAAGGAUCCACACUGGAAAGAAGCCAUACCAAUGUAACGAGUGUGGGAAGGCUUUCAAUAUCAGAUCGAAUCUCACCAAGCAUAAAAGAACCCAUAUUGGGGAGGAAUCUUUAAAUGUGACAAAUAUGGGAAGUCAUAGUAGUGCAUCACAGAAGAGAACUCAUGAGGGAGGGAAUGCUCUGGAUGGGACCAGGAUGAGCAUGUCUCUGUAGGAGGCAGAGCUUACCUAGUAUUAGAGAACCCAAAUGGAAGAAAAAUCUUAUGAGUAUAAGAGUGUCUGAGGUCCUAGUUCGUACUGGGGAUAAGACCUAUCAAAGUUAUGGAGUAUGAGAAAACCUUCAAAAUAAGUAGAUAUUUCUGGACAUAAAAAACAGAUGAGAAAAAGACUUCAAUUAGAAGUCUCAUAGUCACCAUCAGAAAGUUCAUAUUUGGGUAAAUUAUGUGAAUAGAAAUGUAGGAAAUUCAGGUAUAGCUUUGAAUUCCAGUUAUCCAUUGGUCAGUGGAAAAGAUCCAAGAAGGACCUCCAGUAGGCAAAUUGAGGGAGAGGCGGGCUUCAGGGAAUAUAAAUUAAUAUCAUAGUGAUCAUGAAGAAUAACUUUGAUUUAACUGAUUUGCGGGGAGUGAUGACAACUUCUGAAACAAAAUUUGGAUUUCAUUGUAGGAAAUGUAAAAAGUGUAGACUUAUAAAUCUAACAGGAGAUAGGAGAGAGUCACUCAUAAAUAAAUUCAAGUUGAUUGGACUGUUGUAAUGUUGUGAUAUACAUUAUUGAAUGGGUGAAAGUUUAAUAUUUUUCAAAUGAACCCUCUCAAUGAAUGAUGAAUGUGUGAUAAGUGAAAACCUCACACGUUAGCUACAAAUGAAGAGUUCUACCACGGACAGAAAUUCAGCACAUUCAAUAACUAAUGGAACACAUCUUCAACAUGAAUUUGUACACAAAAAGAAUUGAUUCAGGGAUUCCUAUGAAUAGGAAUGAUGAGAAGGAGAGCAUUUUAUUGCAAGAGCUAAAAAGCUAAGUAGCUACCAGUAAUGGAGGAAUAGGAAAUUCAUGCUUCUUAACAAUCCUGUUAAAUGUUUGAUUGUGUUAUUGUAAAGAUUUCAUGCACUGCGUGUGUGUAUUGUCUGUUGUAAAAUGUUGUGAAUACUUUAUUCAGGGCUCACUCUCGGCCAUGAAGAGCCAGAUAGUUGUGGCAAGGUAAGGUGAAACUCCAAUAAAGGAAUUCUUCAAAAGUAAACAGGCUGUGACAUACUUUAGGUGGAGUAUCAUACAGAGAGAGCCAUUUGUUUGUCUUAUCUUUGGGGGGUAAGUUAUACCAGAUCCAAACCAAGGAGUGCCCAGGGGACUCAUCCCACAGGGCUAGUAGCUCACAUUUCAUGAGAAAUUAGGUUGUGCCUCCACCAGGAGAAGUGCACAUUGGAUUAAUCCUCAUACUAGGGCUGGAUCAUAACCCCUGGGAGUGGACAGGCUGUGUGAGUGAUGAGUCACAACAUAGAAACAGUUCUCUUGGGAACAGGUAGAAUUUAACAAAAUAUUGUUAACUAUGUAUAAGACUAUCAACUAGGUAACUCAAAGAGUGAAAAGCGAGUCUUCUGAGAAUUAAGUAACCUGUCUGAGAAUACUCCAGGUGGGGCUUAUCAAUAGAGACUGAGUUGUAAGUCAGGUCUCCCCGGCUCCAAAAUCCACUGUUCACAAGAGAAUAGUCUGUGGUCAGAU
Messenger RNA from Balaenoptera acutorostrata (minke whale), 4509 nucleotides. It is a transcript of the gene ZFP62, whose product is annotated as ZFP62 zinc finger protein. Gene Ontology annotation, cellular component: nucleus. Gene Ontology annotation, biological process: regulation of transcription by RNA polymerase II. NCBI's taxonomy places the organism in Eukaryota, Metazoa, Chordata, Mammalia, Artiodactyla, Balaenopteridae. The transcript is spliced from 3 exons. Gene Ontology annotation, molecular function: DNA-binding transcription activator activity, RNA polymerase II-specific; RNA polymerase II cis-regulatory region sequence-specific DNA binding. Bases 286 to 3009 code for a protein of 907 amino acids. The record is from RefSeq and is a predicted model, not a curated record.